Molecule: messenger RNA, 207 nt
Organism: Gongylonema pulchrum
Lineage: Eukaryota; Metazoa; Nematoda; Chromadorea; Rhabditida; Gongylonematidae
Source: the annotation of a GenBank genome assembly
AUGUUUCUCAAGGAGCUCAAAUUUUUUGAAAUGGGCGAUGAGAUGCUGGAAAGGUUUUGGAUUAGUGAAGGUUAUGAAAAACCAAAGGAAAUCGAGAUGCCUCAGAACGCUCUGCAACGGCAAGUCUGGGAGUUGAUGGAGUAUCCGGAUUCGUCGCUUUUUGCUCGUAUUGUGGCAUUGCUUUCCAUUUUUGUGAUCACCAUGUAA